This is a messenger RNA of Drosophila erecta, 525 nucleotides long. RefSeq lists its product as uncharacterized. The transcript has a single exon. The record is from RefSeq and is a predicted model, not a curated record. Lineage: Eukaryota; Metazoa; Arthropoda; Insecta; Diptera; Drosophilidae. The coding region runs from base 123 to 416 and encodes 97 amino acids.
AAGUAAGUAAUCUAGGAGGCCAGCCAAUAACACUCACUGUUUCAUCACUUCAGGAAUAAGGCUAGCCUCAAACAUUGUCUCUGAAAUUUUACCCUCAAAACAAAUAUUAAAAAAAUUUCAAAAUGUCUUCAUCGACGUCUUCGGAUAAGCCGACAACAAGCUCUGCCGUGGUUAAGUCCAAGGGAAGCAUUGAAGCCCUCGAGGAGAUCGACAACCGCCUGCAGGUCCUCUUGGAGCGCCUAUCAACUUUGGAGAAGUCAAUGGCUAACUUGAGUGUACAUCCCGCGGACGAAGACGAUGGCGACGACUAUCAGGACUUGAAGACCUUGGAGGAUGAGUUGGACGAACAGGAGAAAGAUAUUGGAGCUGUUGGUGAAAUUAUAGAACUCGAUAAGGAAGCCACGGAAAAUAAUUGAUGUGAUUGUUUUGCAUUACAUAAUUGUGCUUCAUGCUGCAGUUUUCUAUACAUUAUGCAUAUCCAUGAAAGUUAAUAUGAAUGGUACAAAAUAAAAAACCGUGCCGAAA